Penicillium pulvis is the source of this 819-nucleotide messenger RNA. RefSeq lists its product as uncharacterized. The transcript is spliced from 2 exons. The coding region runs from base 1 to 819 and encodes 272 amino acids. The record is from RefSeq and is a predicted model, not a curated record. Lineage: Eukaryota; Fungi; Ascomycota; Eurotiomycetes; Eurotiales; Aspergillaceae.
AUGCACCCACCCCAGGUCGACCCAUCAACACCAAAGCUCUGUGUAGCCAACAAAGUGAACAUCAAAGUCUCUGAUCCACAAGACCACUUUGCGCCAGCAAUUAUUCACGAGCCUCCGAUCAUAUACGAAGUGCAAAGCUACAGCCAAGGUGACAAAAGGACCAGCGCUGUAGUCCUAGUAUCAGGCGCUGGCGGAGGCGUUUCUGGACCAGGAGGAAUAUAUCCCUCCUUAGCAGAUAAAAUAGCUCUCCUCCUCUCAAUCCCCUGCAUCCGCCUGGACUACCGAAUCCCAGCCGAAACGAAAACCUGCACAGCCGACAUCCGCGCCGCAUUCGACCAUCUACACGAGAAAUACGGGGCUCAAAAAUUUCUAGUAGUUGGCUGGUCCUUCGGCGGAAGUCCAUGUUUCACCGUCGCAGCAGAAGAACCCACCCGCGUCCUAGGCGUGGUAGCGAUCGCAUCCCAGGUCGCAGGAACAGAGGGAGUCAAGUCGCUAGCUCCACGCCCACUCUUGCUACUACAUGGGGAAGAAGAUACGGUUCUAUCACCUUCGUGUUCUGAGACGCUUUUCCAUCGAUACGGGACUGGGGGCGAUAGGCGGAUGAGAAUUUUUCCCGGUGAUGAUCAUGGGCUUACGAAGAAUGCGGUGCUUGUUGAGCGGAAGAUUUUUGCGUUUGCGGCGUGGUGCCUUGGGUUAGAGGGGAUUGUUGACGCGGAAGUUUUGGAGCAGGCCGGGAUGGAUUUGGUGCAUGGGAGGGAUGAGAGGGUUAGGGAGAUGGAACGGGGACGGGAUUUGGAGAAUGGGGAGAAGUUGUUCUAG